GCUUCGCCGGAGCCGCGGCUCGCCCUCCCACUCCGCCAGCCUCCGGGAGAGGAGCCGCGCCCGGCCGGCCCGGCCCCCAGCCCCAUGGACCUCCGAGCAGGGGACUCGUGGGGGAUGCUAGCUUGCCUGUGUACUGUCCUCUGGCACCUCCCUGCAGUGCCAGCCCUCAAUCGCACAGGGGACCCAGGGCCUGGCCCCUCCAUCCAGAAAACCUACGACCUCACCCGCUACCUGGAGCACCAACUCCGCAGCUUGGCUGGGACCUACCUGAACUACCUGGGCCCCCCUUUCAACGAGCCUGACUUCAACCCACCUCGGCUGGGGGCAGAGACCCUGCCCAGGGCCACCGUCAACCUGGAUGUGUGGCGAAGCCUCAACGACAAACUGCGGCUGACCCAGAACUAUGAGGCCUACAGCCACCUGCUGUGCUACUUGCGAGGCCUCAACCGCCAGGCGGCCACGGCCGAGCUGCGCCGCAGCCUGGCCCACUUCUGCACCAGCCUCCAGGGCCUGCUGGGCAGCAUCGCGGGGGUCAUGGCGGCUCUGGGCUACCCGCUGCCCCAGCCUCUGCCCGGCACUGAGCCCACCUGGGCCCCUGGCCCUGCCCACAGCGACUUCCUCCAGAAGAUGGACGACUUCUGGCUGCUAAAGGAGCUGCAGACCUGGCUGUGGCGCUCAGCCAAGGACUUCAACAGGCUCAAGAAGAAGAUGCAGCCUCCCGCGGCUGCAGUCACCCUGCACCUGGAGGCCCGUGGCUUCUGAUCUCUGACCUUCGCCACCUCCCCACUCCCCUGCUCCUUCAAACCCUGCGCCCGCUCGGGGAGGGAGAAACCUGUAUGCCAACACUCGUUGAGCCAGGAGACAGAAGCCAUGAGCCU
Molecule: messenger RNA, 878 nt
Organism: Odobenus rosmarus divergens (Pacific walrus)
Lineage: Eukaryota; Metazoa; Chordata; Mammalia; Carnivora; Odobenidae
Gene: CLCF1
Product: cardiotrophin-like cytokine factor 1
Exons: 3
Coding region: 85-762 (225 amino acids)
Source: RefSeq, a predicted model, not a curated record